AUGAGAGAGGAGGAGGAGAAAAAGGAGGAGGAGGAGGAGGAGAAAGAGGAGGAGGAGAAAGUCUCCCCGGGGCUCGCGCCGUUUGUCCCCGGGGUUCGCGCCGUUUGUCCCCGGGGUUCGCGCCGUUUGUCCCCGGGGCUCGCGCCGUUUGUCCCCGGGGCUCGCGCCGUUUGUCCCCGGGGCUCGCGCCGUUUGUCCCCGGGGUUCGCGCCGUUUGUCCCCGGGGCUCGCGCCGUUUGUCCCCGGGGCUCGCGCCGUUUGUCCCCGGGCGGAAGUGCUCUGGGCCCGGCAGCCUGUCCUCCGCAGACCGCGCUGGGGGUGGCUCUCCUCCUGGACACCGGGAAACAGCCGUAUUCCCGUUAG
Molecule: messenger RNA, 363 nt
Organism: Knipowitschia caucasica
Lineage: Eukaryota; Metazoa; Chordata; Actinopteri; Gobiiformes; Gobiidae
Source: the annotation of a GenBank genome assembly